This is a messenger RNA of Betta splendens (Siamese fighting fish), 2059 nucleotides long. It is a transcript of the gene tsc22d3, whose product is annotated as TSC22 domain family, member 3. The record is from RefSeq and is a predicted model, not a curated record. The transcript is spliced from 3 exons. Bases 265 to 930 code for a protein of 221 amino acids. Lineage: Eukaryota; Metazoa; Chordata; Actinopteri; Anabantiformes; Osphronemidae. Gene Ontology annotation, biological process: regulation of transcription by RNA polymerase II.
GUGUGUGUGUGUGUGUGUGUGUGUGUGUGCGCGCGGGGCGUUCACUCUUUCUCCUGCCAGUAGCACCACACAGCAGCACGGAACAAAAGGCUGAACGCAGCAGAGUCACAGGAGGGAAACCCGCGGAUUGGAGCAGGCGGCGUGGCCCAGCGUGACUGCACUUCUCAGGGAGGAACUCCAGCCGCCGCUCAGCGGAGCGGAGACGGGACCCGACAUCCUGCACCUGCCCCCUCCUCCGCUCCACCUGCCCCCCCCCCCCCGGACAUGUCGGGCGACCACUGCCGCUCGCCCAUCGGCCUGGACUGCUGCAGCUGCUGCCUGGACCUGGCCAACGGCUGCGAUGAGCCGCCGCCCGCCGGCCGGGGCCUCGGCACCGCGGGGGGGCCGCCGGGGAGCCCCACCAGCCCCAGCGUCAGCCACUUCCGCCAGCUCCGCAACCAGCUGAUGUACCCGAACCUGAACACAGACAAGCUGAACAACAUCAUGCGGCAGGACUCCCUGGAGUCUGUGGUGAGGGACCCCUGCUUCCUCCUCAACGAGGGCAUCUGCAACAGCAACAUCGACCAGACCAUGCUGUCCAUCCUGCUCUACUUCCACAGCGCCUCCGGUGCUAGCGUCGUGGCCAUCGACAACAAGAUCGAGCAGGCGAUGGACCUGGUCAAGAACCACCUGAUGUACGCCGUUCGCGAGGAGGUGGAGAUCCUCAAGGAGCAGAUCAAGGAGCUGGCGGAGAAGAACAACCAGCUGGAGCGGGAGAACUACCUGCUGAAGAACCUGGCCAGCCCGGAGCAGCUGGAGAAGUUCCAGUCCCGCAUCCCCAGCGACGCGCUGCUGCCGCUGGACAACCAGGGCGUCCAGGCGCCCCCGGAGCAGCACCAGCACCAGCACCACCAGCAGAGCAGCAUCCACAGCGCUGGCUCUGCUGUAUAAGUGGCUCUGCCUUGAGGCGGGCAGAGCCACUGUCUCCUUGUAAUCCUAGACCUCCAUUGGAAUGAAGAAGUGUUGCACAGUCUCCCCCGGCGGGAACCCCUCGGAGCUGCGAGGGGCGACGCAUCGGGGCUGUAAAUGAUCGAUGGGACACAAUCGAACUUGCUGACACUGACGAGCGCAACAAAGAACUUGAGACGCUCCGACCGCUGCGGUGUCGGGACCGCCCUCUGAUACCGUCCAACUCUUUGCCGUAGUCUGUUUUAUUAUUGUAGACAAAAGCGCUGAUAGAGAGAGGACUGACGAGACACUGACGAGCGCUUGCUUUCAGACAGAGGGGGAGGGGCUUCCCCUCGCCCGGCCAAUCCCAGCCAGCGAGCAUCCUCGGCUCCAGAGACGGGGGGGUGAUCGGGCUGGGCCUGCAGGUGCUAGCUCGGCGGGAGGGGACGGACGGGCCUCCGACUCCGCGAGAGGAGCGCCGUCGUGCAGACGUGCACAUUUCAGCCACGCUCCCGCUACCUGCAACGUAUUAGCCGCGCAUCCGUGUACAUUUUGUUCAUGCUAACGAGCGCUACCGACGGGAUGAGCUAACGGCGUAUCCCGCCGUCCCACGCGGGCAGACGGACCGACCAGCGCGCCGGCGCUGGGGCUCGCUCACCUGAGGACGUUGACCCUGCUCCAGCUUCUGUUUCCGUUCGUGACCCUGAACACAAACCUGCUGUCGGCGAAACAGGAGCGUGUACGGUCCAUCCUUUCGCCGCGGCGCCGGCGGCGUGGAGCACGCGGGCGCCCUCGUUUCCAGCUCCGUUUCGAUGCCAACUUGAAAACGAUGGCAUGACAACAGUGCCUGUCCUGUAGUAAGAGAGAGCAACACAUUUCCACACCGAGCUCCGUUUUCCUGUUUCGUAGCUACCAAAGACUUUUUAAGACUUUUUUUUUGUUUUGUUUUCAAAGCAGGACCUCGUGUGAAACCUCACGGGGAGAGCUCUUGUUUCCAGCUCAUGCUAACGUUCCUGUGUGUUUUGUAAAGAUAACGGUGUUGUUGCUGUACAGUAUCCACGAAAAAAAAACUGUCUGUUCAUUCUUGUUUGGAUACGGCUGCACAUUUGCAAUAAACCUUAUGUUUACAUAA